AAUGAGAAAUAAUUAAGUAGUUGUAACAGAAAAAUCAAGCUUUACAAAUUUAGAGAAAAUAGACGCCAUGUGCGCAUAGCCAUACCCCCGCGCACCCAGUUGGCAAGGGAGGAGCCUGGAGCCUAGGAAGCAAAAUAGCGGAGAAAGCAAAACAGAGUGUGCGAUCGAGCAAGGGAGCUAGGAAGCAACUCAACAACAUGCUGGCAGAAGAUGAAGACGAAGAGGGCUUCGGUGACUUCAAGUUCGCACCACCAUCUUCAGCGUUCGCUGUCAAUCCUCAUCCGAUUAAUGGACCGGAUCUCUUCACCAGCGACGACGACGACGGCUGGAGCGAUUUCGUGGAUUCCGUUUCACUUUCCCGCACCCAGUCAUUGCCACCUCAAUCAGAUCCCGCGAAGACGGUGGUGCCUAUUAAAAUUUUGGCGGAUCGAAAUGAAUUGCUGCCGGAUCAGCCCUACUCGCCCCCCGCCCGUUUGAGAGGGACUCAGUGGGUGAAACCACAGGGAGCUUUGCCCUUGUCGAUUUUCGGGGAGGAGGAAGAGGAGGGAUCUGGUGCGGUGGGUACAUCGUCCGACGGUGCAAGGGAGGUUUUGUCAAACAGAGAUGUUGAUUCCGUGAAAAAUUUAUCCAACUUGAAAACGAGUACGGGGAUUAAUAAUCUGAUUGCAAGUUUGCAUAAACACAAUGACAAUAGUGGGGUUGUAAAUGGGUUGAAACCAGAUUCUAACGGGUCGAAUUUGGAUUCAAACGGAAAUGUAUGGAAUUCAGUUGCACCAGAAGUGUUUUCUGAUAUAUUUAUGUCCAAUUCGGGUUUGAACGGGUUGGAUUUAGCUAAAACUGUUUCGAGUUUGGGUGGUAAUAAACCAAUUCGGAGUUCAUAUGUGCCGAAUUUGGAUUUGGGUAGAUUGGAUUCAAAUAGAAGUGCCAAUUAUCCAGAUGCUAGCAAGACGAAUCUUGAUACAUCAGGGUUUAACUUUGUUUGGAGCAGCACGAGUUCUGGCGUUGAAGGGUUAAGUUCGACUGCAAAUGAUAGAAAUGAGGAUUUAGAGGAUAAUGAUGGGUGGGAGUUCAAGGCUGCCGAAGCAAAAUUUGAGGUUCAAACAGAAAACUCAAAGAAUGACCAGAUCAAGGUGGAUAAUGGGCUGACAUCAAGCUCCAGUGGUUCUUAUUCAGCACCGGAUAUGUUUAGUUGUCAUUUGAAUCAGUUGAACUUGAAUGUUAAUGCGGUGAAUCCUCAUACAGAUUGGCUUAGCACGAGUACACUUGGUGAAAACAAAAGUGCCAAUGCUGAUGACUGGGGGGAAUUCACAGCUGCAGAAACAAAAACUGAGAUCAAGGAUAAAAGUGCUCCAAACUCAAAUACUAAUGUGUUCAAUUCUGAUCCAAAUGGGUUAAAGUUGAAAGCUAAUGGAGUGCAUGGGGAUAUUAGUGUGGCAAAUCUAGAUUUAUUUGAUACAAAUGAGGAUCUCGGCGAUGCUGAUGGAUGGGAAUUCAAGCAUGCAGAAUCAGAAAACCAGUUUCGUGAUGGGAGCUUACAGGGUGAUAAGAAAGUGGGAGAGAAAUCAGAAGGAGCUCAAUGGACAGGAGCAUUUGGCACCAGCACUCAUGCUCAUACUGAUCUCUUUGCUGCAUCAGAUGGGACCUCCUAUAAAUCUGUUGAAUGGGACUUUGGAUUUAAUUUCAAGCCAAUUUCUGGAACUCAAAAUGGUGAUAUAUCUAAUACAUAUUCUAAUCACAAGCAAAUUGAUACUGAAAUCUGGUCAAACCCUUCUCCUGGUGAUGGGACUGUUGGUUCUGACCAAAAUUCCUGGGACUUCAAGGAUGCCUUUUCAGAAAUUGGCUCAAAAGCAAGGGAAGAGCCUGAUGUCGCGGAGAACACUUCUAGUGGAGUUGAUGCUCAGGCAUUUACUGGAAAAUGUCAGGAUAAUGCUGGAAUGCUGGUGAACCAAAAGGGGGCAUUACCCCUGUCUCUUUUUGGCGAGGAAGAACAAGAAACUGAUGAUUCUAUGGAUUAUCAGGAUUUUGCCGCUUAUUCCCUCACUUCUGAUCCAAAAGAUGGCUUUAAGAGGCCUGCUUCUAAUGUACCUAUCAGUGACAUCAUAUCAAGUUUAUACAGCCAAGCUGAGGACAAAAGGGCUGAUGACAAUACACAAAAUCCACAAGAAAGUGUGUUGCUGCCCAAAGAAACGCCUAUAGAUACUGGUUUAAUUAGUAGUGAUGACAUCCUUGAUGAUAAUUCCUGGGAAUUUAAAGGUGCGUUUUCUGGGGUCAGAGCAGACGAGACCUUUGUCAACAGUAUUAGAGAGGCAGAUAAUAACUCUACCCAAAUACAGCCAAAUGUUUAUGUGGAAUUCUACUCCAAAUUGAAGGAUGAAUUGCAGUUUGUUGCACUGUGCCAUCUUGAUGAUAUGAAGAAAAGUCAAAGCUGUUCUACUAUUUCUGGUGAAGUGGCUGAAGUACAAGCAGUUGAUCUGGAAAUACAGGAUCUUUAUGACAAGCUACAGCAUGAUGGUUUAAUCUCAAGGGAAGUCCACUUUGAGAAUUGCUCACCAGGAGGAAAUCACAUCAAUGAGUUUGUUAAAGAUUUGGAACAACCGAAAUUCCUAAUACUUGAGUCGGAGUAUAAUUUGUCAAAGAAAUUGCUAUUGGCAGAGAAGGAUUUGAGAUCCACAAUUGAACUCUCGAAGCAUGCAGCAUCGACACUAAAGAUUCUGACACUGGGAUCAGUGGACAGGCAACGUAACUAUGUUUCUAUAUGGUCCGAGAUUCUAUUGGUUUGUUCUCGUGAGCUGAAACAUGGUGCAUUAGUUUGGAAACAAUCAUUAGAAAAGAAUCUUUACGGUCAGAUAUUACGUAAACCCCAAGGCAAGAAGUACAUCAUUGCCCUUGGAGAAGUUUAUAGAGUUGUUGAAACUCUGGGAUCAUCAGCCAAACUUUUCAAGUCAUGGCUGUUAAUAAAUUCUAUUGACUCUGCGAGAAUGUCUGCUCUCUUAAGUGAGUGUUCUUCCAUAUGGUCAAGCUCAGGACUCGAGGAAGCACUCCGUAGCAUUUUUGACCCUACAGGAUUAGAAUACGAUGGAACUGUUGAAGCGUUACUACAGUCCAUCAAAGACAUUCAUGAUCUGAAUGCUGAUGCUCUUUGUAACCAUGUUUUUGGUGGACAACAAACUACCUGCCAGCUAUCCCUCUUAACUGCAGCUGCCGUGCCAGGCAUGAAAAUGGUGGAGUGGAAUGGAGAACACUACUUUCUCACAAUCGCAAAUUUGUGGGGAAACCUAAUAAGUUGUGACCCUCCAAAUUUGCCGCAGAAGCAUGUGGGCUGACAACUCAAAGAUUCAGAAAGUAUUCUUUUUAAGUUUCAACGAGGUCUAGCCUGACCCAAAAAUUUUCACAUUGAAACAUGAGUUGACUAGGUCUUUCUGGCGAAAUGCAAACCAGAGCGACCCGGCCACAAGAACAGCUCGGAGAAGAAAGAGGUGCAGUUCGAC
Tripterygium wilfordii is the source of this 3488-nucleotide messenger RNA. RefSeq lists its product as uncharacterized. Bases 198 to 3323 code for a protein of 1041 amino acids. The transcript is spliced from 11 exons. Lineage: Eukaryota; Viridiplantae; Streptophyta; Magnoliopsida; Celastrales; Celastraceae. The record is from RefSeq and is a predicted model, not a curated record.